AUGGCGAGCUCGAUGAUGCAUUACUUCCGCUUCGGCAGCGGCUCUAAAGAAACACCCCCAGCCAAAGAUAAGCCCGUGCGUGCUCUGCCCGCGUCAUGGUACACCUCGCCUGAGAUGUAUGAGCUGGAGCGCAGGGCAAUUUUCUCCAGGAGAUGGCUAUUCAUCACCCACAGCUCACGAGUCAAGAACACGGGCGACUGGCUGCGUUUUGAGAUCGCCGGAUUCGACUUCAUCAUCACUCGAGACCGACAGGGAGGAAUCAACGCCUUCCACAACGUAUGCCGACACCGUGCAUACCCAGUCAUUGAGGCAGAGGGAUCAGGAAACGCCAAGAUCCUGGCAUGUCGUUAUCACGGUUGGUCGUACGGACUGAACGGCAAGAUGGCCAAAGCUCCCGGGUACCAAGACCUAGACGGGUUCGACAAGGAAAAGAACGGACUGUUUAGGAUCCAUGUCAACGUGGAUGUGAACGGGUUCAUCUGGGUUAACAUGGAUGCGAAGGAGACCCCGGAAGUGCCGUGGGAGGAACACUUCGCAGAUGUCGACAAACAGGAUCGGUACAAGGCGUACAACUUCGACGACUAUGACUUUGAUCAUAUCUAUGAUUUGGAUGGGCGUUAUAACUGGAAGAUCCUCGCGGACAACUUCAAUGAAUGUUACCACUGCCCAACGACGCACCCCGAUGUCCCCGAAUUCCUCAACCUCGAAUCUUUCGACAGCGAUCUCAAAGGCGGCCAUAUCCAACAUCACUGCGUCUCUACACCCGAGCAACUAGCCAGAGGCCUCUACACAGCCAGCACUUACUACUUCCCGGUAACCGCGAUGGUUGUCUCACCACAUUUCAUAAUGAUCCAAAAGUUCCUCCCCAAAGGCCCCAAAGAAUCAUCAAUGUCAUACGAAAUCUACCGUAACCGCAACUCCAGCGAAACAGACUUCCGUCUGAUAAGCGACAUGUACGAGCGCGUCAUGCGCGAAGACAAAGUCCUUUGCAUCAAUGCGCAGAGAAACCUCGAGCGCGGCGUCUUCGUCAACGGUCAACUACAUCCCAAGUUCGAGAAGGCGCCGCUGUUUUUCCAGGAGACGUGUCGGGAGGUCGUUACGGAACAUUAUGAGAAGGAGGUUGCGCAGGGGUGUGAGAUUGCGCCGGCGAAGCAGAAUAUGGAUAUGGAUGCGGAGGUUAGUCAGAGUGAUGAGAGUAUUUGCGCGGGUCUUGCUUGUGGUAGUCAGAGAACUGUGCUGGCUUGGUAG
Penicillium cinerascens is the source of this 1248-nucleotide messenger RNA. RefSeq names its product aromatic ring-hydroxylating oxygenase subunit alpha. Bases 1 to 1248 code for a protein of 415 amino acids. NCBI's taxonomy places the organism in Eukaryota, Fungi, Ascomycota, Eurotiomycetes, Eurotiales, Aspergillaceae. The record is from RefSeq and is a predicted model, not a curated record. Gene Ontology annotation, molecular function: 2 iron, 2 sulfur cluster binding; iron ion binding. The transcript is spliced from 2 exons.